UCCAGGUGGGACGUCCGCGCUCCUCCGCAGCACACAGUCGUCCGCUCUGCUCGCGACCGCCGCCAGCCAAGGCCCCGCCGCCACCGUCAGCUUUCACCUUCACCGCCCGCGCGCAGUAAGGGCGAGUUUAGCGUGUCCAACAGCGAGGAAAACGCCCGUGCUGACCCGAGUGCGGAGGCGCCGCGGCCUGUGACGCAAAGAUGGCACGGUUCGCCGGCCGACGUUUUGCGAACUGGACCGAUGGUGAUGUUGGUUUGCUAGUUUUGUUGCACUAUUUUACACUUUACUGUGCCCAGUAGCAUGGAGUUCGACCUUGUCAACUACGAUUCUGAGUUAUAUUCGGUCUGAGGGGCCAAAACGAUGAUUUUUUUUUUUUUUGCUGUUACAGUGUCGAUCGACUACAAUUUUGAUCCUCCAAUUGUGCCAUUGCCCUUCAUUAUUUUCGCACGCCUUCCGUAUAUCGCUCCUGACGCCGCCUCUGUCCGACCGCCUCUGUCUCGUCCUGUGCGCGCCUCUGCGCUGACUCAGUUCCAGCCGGCCGUGGAGCACCUGCUGGAACCUCCCUACGUGCGCUGUUCGGCAUUGCCGGCGGCACCCGCGCUGUUUCCUCACCUGGCCGCCAGGCGGCAGCAGGUGUCGACGGGCAGCCGUUACAGCGGAGCCGACCGGCCGCGAGCGCGAGCCGUCGUCAGUUUCCGGUGGGGGAGUGCCGCGCCCUGCUGAGGCUGGACCCGUGCGACAUGGCCAACACCAUGUGGGUGCUACUGCUGACCGUGGGAGUCCUGCUCUUCCACAGCGCCACUGCACAGAACUGCACCAUCCCACAAGUGAUGCGGGACCAGUGGUACAGCUUCGAGAACGGCGAGAACACGAUCACGGAGCUGGACGCGGUGCGGAUGUCGGGGCGAGGCCGGUGCGUGGAGCUCGACCAGGACAGCUACCGCUACACGAUGCUGUUCCGCAGGGACAACUGCUACUUCUGCGUCCAGCUGCUGGUCCGCACAAUAAACGUCAUGGAAAAGCGCGAGACUGCGUGUCAGAAUUUCCCGAACUCGUUCCAACCGACGCUGAAGCAGGUGUGUAAGAACCUCGACCCGGAGCAGGAUCUGAUCACCAUGUUCAACGAGAACUACCGUCCGAAGAUCUGCCGCUCCAGCUUGGAAGGCACCUGGCACUUCAGCUACCAGAAUCGGUUCAGGUUCACCGGCGAGUGCGCCCACAAGGACAACCGACUGACAUCGUGCCAGGAGCUCGGUAACCAGUUCCUGUUCGCCAACCAGAAGUUCACACUCAACUACGCCGAACAGUGCGGCAACCCCAGCCCCGAGACGGACCCCAUCUACAGUCUGCGAGACGUCAGUCAGGGCCCGGUCGAGUUCGCCUGUCUGGGAGACUGGAAGGUCGGCAAGGAUCACUUCUUCGCCGUGGCCAACACCAAGGAGUCUCGUAAGGAGGAGAAGUACCGCUGCUUCCUGAAGAACCGUGACGAUGACCUGCUGCUGGGAAAGAGCAUCACGCCCGAGUGUAACGUGCUGAAGACGCCGCAGGACAGUCCGGAGCGACUCAACCUGACCCCCGUGAAGUCGGAGACGGUCACACCGCUCUGUAACCUGCCGACCAACUUCAGCGGCGAGUGGGUGAACACAGCCAACACGGACGCAGACGUGGUCAUCAACUCGACCCACGUGAUCGAGACCUACUACCCGGACGAGGGUCGCUACCGACGCACCGUCUACACCUGUCUGGAGAAACAGGGCAACCGGUUCAUGAUGGCCCGACAGAACAUCGACGGGUGUCAGACGGACUACGUGUGUUUCGACUUCCUGCCUCGGCACCACAACGUGAUUCGGUUCCGGCGGGGUCGUGAGCUGAUCCAGAGUGAAUUCCACACGGUGUGUGCGUGGAAACAGUUUGAGGGCAGUGACGGCGUGAAACAGAUCGGUGCCGACGGCUCCUGGCUCUACAACAUCAUGGUCGCCAAGAAGCCGGUGCCGAUUGGCUGCCCAGUGGCCGGCAUGUUCAAGUUCGACCAGUUGGGUGAGAUCAAGUUCCGCACUCGCAUCCUGCACGGCAUCACGGACUCACCGCGGCCCGACCUCAAGUGUCAGUACGUCAUCUCGGAGUUCGCCGCCUGCCACCAGGGCCAGAAGGCGCAGACCGAGAUCAGCAUCGACAACGAGAAGUGCUACUCAGUCGACUACCUGGGACGGCCGCACGACAUCUACAGUGACCCCGAUUACAAGAUGCAGUGCGUGGGAUUCUGGCGAGAGAACCUGAGAUCGUACCUCAUCACAUACGAUGAGCUGGACCCGAUCAGCAAGUACAGAUGCUGGGUGUACAUCCGGACUGACAUCAACCGGAUCAAGAUGUCACAGGCGGUGGGCAGCUUCUGCAACAUCAACCAGCGCGCCGACUCUUCCAACUACACUGAGGGCGCCGCCGUCUUCCUCGACCUCCGCGAGAACGAGCGAGAACGUGAUCGUUGUCCUCUGUACUUUGACGAUGGAGAGAAUCCGUGGGAGAAGAAGGAUCAGUACUUCAAGGUGUUCGACUUCAAGUACAACAGCGGCGCGCGGCUCGCACCGGCCGCGACAGUGCUUCUCUCCUGGCUGACAGCGGUGGCUGCUCUGUUGUAAUGUGUAGAACAGUGCUGCAGGAGGGCGGAGCGGUGGCUGUAGGGCAGGAAUAGCAGCUGUCGGCUGCGACUGUCGCUUGCAACAUCAACUGCAGAUUGCCUGAGCAGUAGUUGCCAACGGCCGGAACAGCAGUGCACGGAGGCGGUCGUUGCAGCAACUGAAGGACCGGACGAGGCCAGUGAAGACUGCGGGGCCUCUGGCCGCCUUUCACUGCGCUGGUCGUGUGUUUCCAGUGAUCUGAGGACCAACUCCUGGUGACUUUCGUGUGUUAGAACUAUCCGAGGAUGGCCAUUCGGGAGACCAGGGAGACUCCGACCGAUUGCUGCGUUGUGUAACGGAUAACGCAUUCGAUGGUGCUUUCUGGGAGUCUGCUGUUCUGAGGGAAGAUCGGCAGUCCCCAGGCUCAGAAUCUGCGGAAUCUCAGCUUACCAUCUGCUGUCCUCAGAACGAACCGACUCCUAAAGCUGGGAGUCCCAGCAUUAGGCAUCCCAGCACUGUAUGAGUUUCGAUUCCGUUGCUGAAUUUGAUCCGGGAUCAAAUACAGUAAGUUAGGAAUAAUUAUUUGUGAAAACACACAUAUUGAUGUUUUUACGACUGCGCGCAUUAUUCAUAAACAUAGCUGUCAUCGAAGUACCUAUGUAUAAGCUCCACUCGACGUAACCGCGGACGUAUUAGUGGAAUGAACUGUCGAGUGCUCAUGUACUGCGUUAAGUUAGGUGAUGAAUUGCUGCGUACGAAGGUGGCCCUGAACAAGCAUUAGAUAUACACCAAUGCUAUCACACGUGUUAUUCCUAUACGAUUCUUUUUGUAUGGCGCACUUUCAUGUUUGUACAUAUAUGUUGCAAUGUAAAUAGACGUAGCGACCUGAAA
This is a messenger RNA of Amphibalanus amphitrite, 3506 nucleotides long. RefSeq lists its product as uncharacterized. Bases 741 to 2636 code for a protein of 631 amino acids. The record is from RefSeq and is a predicted model, not a curated record. NCBI's taxonomy places the organism in Eukaryota, Metazoa, Arthropoda, Thecostraca, Balanomorpha, Balanidae. The transcript is spliced from 10 exons.